AUGGUGGCCGAGGAACAUGUGGCGCCAUCAAAAGAAAAUCUCAGUUUUUCGUUUGAGGUUUCUGAUGAUGAUGAUGAUGAUGAUGUUAAUCAUGAUGAUGAUGAUGAUGAUGAUGAUGAUGAUGAUGAUGUGGAUUUUCGUAUGUUUGUACCAUCGAAGGAGCCAGUCAAUGAAGAUGUGAUUUCUCCAACUCAGACAGAGACUGAAAUCAAUAUUUUGAAACAACCAAACAAUCCAACCCUCGAACGGAUGGAAGCCCUUAUUGAAAAAUUACAGUCAACUGCGAGGAAGCCUCCCCAAGCAGUUCCUAAUACUACUGAGUCUCCAUUUGGGAGUGAUAAAGACGUUUCAAAUGCCUCCCUGAUGCCAAGAAAGAGAAGACAUAGAGAUCCAAGGUCGGGAGUACUUAUUGAUAAACCAGUACAACACCCAACUUCGUAUGUUGAACCAACCCAAGUUAUUCAAGAUGAUCAAAGCCCAAUUGUUGAACCAACCCAGGUUCAUCAAGAUGAUCAAAGUCUAAUUGUUGAACUAGCCCAGGUUUAUCAAGAUGUUCAAAGCCCAAUUUUUGACGAUGAAUUCGACUUCUUAGCUAAUGAGGAAACUUUUGCCUCGGGAAGCUCUUUUGCCCCCACCACCUCCAGAGCAUGA
This is a messenger RNA of Lactuca virosa, 651 nucleotides long. NCBI's taxonomy places the organism in Eukaryota, Viridiplantae, Streptophyta, Magnoliopsida, Asterales, Asteraceae. The record is from the annotation of a GenBank genome assembly.